Myodes glareolus (Bank vole) is the source of this 4961-nucleotide messenger RNA. Lineage: Eukaryota; Metazoa; Chordata; Mammalia; Rodentia; Cricetidae. The record is from RefSeq and is a predicted model, not a curated record.
CGCCUGUUGUGGAGGACCGGAACCUCAGUGUUUACAGCUGAAGUUGGGACCAGAACUGGAUUUGAGUCCAGCUCCAUGUUUGGGGCUGCCAUUGGAACCAAACUUGAGGCUAGGAUAGGAGUUGGGAUCAGGUUCUGACGUGGGCUGAGCUUCAGAACAGCUGUCUCUAGCUGGAAGAGGUCGUGAAAACUCCUGUGACCUCUGCGGCUUUCAGACUCUGUCUGCCCCAACUCUCACUUUAUUCACAACUGAGGAGGUUCAGGGCCUCAGUUUCUGGAAGACUGCAUCAGUGCACCUUGCUCCACACUAUUGAAGCAACCUUGGUCCCUGUGAAUUACAUUCUAUGGUUGAAAGGUCCUUGGGAUCACCCGAUCCCAUUAGAUCCUCAUACACUCUCAGGGAUGCGAGAUUAGAACAUUUGAAUUCAUGAAGAGACUGCUACGACUCCCCAAGGUCGCUAAGCUGUGUAUUGAAGCCAGAUACUAAACACCUUGCUUUAGUGGUUUAGCUUCUUUUCCUGUUUCUGUGUUAAUAUGAAUGAUUAAACAGAGCUCUGCCUGGCCCUGCGAUAUUAAGAUAGGAGUCUACUGAGGUGCACCCACACCGCUCUGCACUGUGUGCUAGCUUUGAAAGCUACAGGGUGCAAGGCCUCCAGGGAGUGGCUCAGGGGUUAGGGCACUGAGUCAAACUUGGCUUAGUGGGGAGAGAGGAUGACUGAUUAAAAGAAGAGUUUGGCAAACCAGGCAUUUUCCUGGUUCUCUAGGACCUGCUUGGGCUCAUGUGUGCUCACAUACCCCACCCCUUGAAGCGCUGCCUCUUCUCGUAUCCACAGUGAUAGGCAAAACAAUCUCACGGUGAAGCCCUUUGGCUGACCUGCCACAUACCGACCUUGAAUUUUGAUUUCCUCAGGUUUAAACUGAGGAUGUUGGGAGUGGCGCAAAACCUCUACUAGGUUCCAGCAAUCGCUAGCUCAACAGGGAAAAACCCACACGAUGCUUGGUCUGUGGGCCCCCUCUUCUGUAAUCCCAGCACUUGGGAGGCUAAAGCAGGAGGAUUGCUAUGAGUUCAAGAUCUGCCUGUGGGCUAUCUGGCAAACCAUUUCAAAACAAACCAAAAAGUGUGGGUGGAGAUUUGGAGCUUCUGUUCCUGCUCCCCAAGAUACUUCUGUGCGGGAUACAUGUCCAAACAGAUUGUUGAUGCAUUUGCUUCUGGGUCUUUUUUGCCAACCCUGUUUUCACUGUCCUCUGAUUGGUGACCUUUUGGUAGAGCUGGAACACCAGUGUGAUAGAGUAAGAGAUCCAAGGAGAGCCUCCCUAAAGAUGCCUUGCUCCUCUCUGCCGUGUGGCUGUCUUAAUGACUUCUCUGAUGUUCCUCCCAGAGCCGGAGUCAGGAAGUACAGAAGGUUGGUUCCUGGAGCUGAUUGGUCUGGAUUCCCCAGAAGAAUCUUAGAAAUAAGGGGGAAUGCUCGCCUCCAACUGCCAAGACACUCACAGUGAAAAAUGGGGAUACCAGAUAGCCUGGAGAGGAGGCCCCUGUCCGCCCAGACCUAAACCUUUCCUAAACUUCCAAGCUGGGAUCUUUUGUAACCACCUUAAUCUCAGACUUAAGAGACAGAAGGAAGUGUGGGACAGCUCCACUCAUCCCUGGGGCUGUGGAGCGGCUGGAAGGAGAGACAGGCGUGCAGUAGCUGAGGGUUGUGAGAAGAUCUGGUAGAGCUGGCUGGUCAGGGACUGGCAGGUGGAGCCAGUUUGAAGGCCUGGUUGCUGAUGUCAUCUGUCUGCAGUCUGGGGUACUGGAAUCUUCCUGGCAAAAAUGAGUUCCAGGCCCAGAGACCAUUUCCACAAGCAAACCUGCUGGGUACCACAACUAAGCAAGCGUCUCCAGUUCCGAAAUAAAUCUGCCCUACAGGGCUGAGAGUGAAAGAGGAGCCCCUCUCUAUGCGCUCUGAACGUGCGAUGUGGCAAGAGUCAAGUUGGUGUGGGGUUCAUCGCCGAAAACCUUCCGUUUUCAUCUCAGGCCCAGGUCUGACAGGACUUGACCCGACCCCCUUCCUUAGCAUGAUCUCAGUUCCUAGAAAGGAGAAAGUUCCGCCCCUACUUGGGGACAACCCCCAGAGACUGGCCUCUUGACCGACAGGGGAUGAAGCAACCCUCCUACCCCUUUUCCCAGAAGCUCUGCCCCGCCUCCCCUCCCCUCAUAAGCCACUUACCCGGCCCGCCCUACACCUUCCACUCGCGUGCCUGCGUCCAGCCUGUUGGUCCCGUCCCAUACGCCCUGACCUGCUCCACCCGGGCUCGGGACCCAGUGGUGCCAUCCCCAACACCGCUGCCAGGCACAAUGGAAGGUCCUCGCUCAGACAUGGGCCGCUGGGGUGGGAACCCCUGGCAGCCCCCUACCACCCCGUCGCCGGAGCCGGAGCCAGAGCCAGACAGACGCUCGCGUUCCCGCCGAGGAGGAGGCCGCUCCUUCUGGGCUCGCUGCUGUGGCUGCUGCUCCUGCGGGAACAGAGCUGAUGAUGACUGGGGGCCUGAACCUUCUGGCUCCAGAAGCCGAGGGUCGAGCUCCCGGGGCGGCCGGAGACCCGAGUCUCGGGGCAGUGCUGUGAACGCAGCUGGAGAUGGCACCAUCCGAGAGGGAAUGCUGGUUGUGACUGGUGUGGAUCUACUGUGUUCACGCUCGGACCAGAACCGCCGAGAGCACCACACGGAUGAGUUUGAGUAUGAUGAGUUGAUUGUGCGCCGUGGGCAGCCCUUCCACAUGGUCCUCAUCCUGAACCGAGAAUAUGAGUCCUCUGAUCGCAUUGCCCUCGAACUUCUCAUCGGAAACAGUCCUGAAGUGGGCAAGGGUACCCACGUGAUCAUCCCGGUGGGCAGAGGGGGCAGUGAUGGCUGGAAGGCCCAAGUGACCAAGACCAGUGGACACAACGUAAACCUGCGCGUCCAUACCUCCCCUAAUGCCAUCAUCGGCAAAUUUCAACUCACUGUUCGCACACGCUCUGAAGCUGGAGAGUUCCAGUUGCCCUUUGACCCCCGCAAUGAGCUCUACAUCCUCUUCAACCCCUGGUGCCCAGAGGACUUGGUGUACGUGGACCACGAGGACUGGCGGCAAGAAUAUGUGCUUAAUGAAUCUGGAAGAAUCUACUAUGGGACAGAAGCACAGAUUGGCGAACGGACCUGGAAUUAUGGCCAGUUUGAUCACGGGGUGCUGGAUGCCUGUCUGUACAUCCUGGACCGGAGGGGAAUGCCAUAUGGAGGCCGGGGGGACCCAGUCAGUGUCUGCCGCGUCAUCUCUGCCAUGGUGAACUCCCUGGAUGACAAUGGAGUCCUGAUUGGGAACUGGACUGGCGAUUACUCUCGAGGCACCAACCCCUCAGCGUGGGUGGGCAGCGUGGAGAUCCUGCUUAGCUACCUACGCACCGGCUAUUCUGUCCCCUACGGCCAGUGCUGGGUCUUUGCUGGUGUUACGACCACAGUGCUGCGGUGCCUGGGCCUUGCUACCCGUACUGUCACCAACUUCAACUCCGCGCAUGACACAGACACGUCCCUCACUAUGGACAUCUACUUUGAUGAGAACAUGAAGCCACUUGAGCAUCUGAAUCACGAUUCCGUUUGGAACUUCCAUGUGUGGAAUGACUGCUGGAUGAAGAGGCCAGAUCUGCCCUCAGGCUUUGACGGGUGGCAGGUUGUGGAUGCCACACCCCAGGAGACCAGCAGUGGAAUCUUCUGCUGUGGCCCCUGCUCCGUGGAGUCCAUCAAGAAUGGCUUAGUCUACAUGAAGUAUGACACGCCCUUCAUUUUCGCCGAGGUUAACAGUGAUAAGGUAUACUGGCAGCGACAGGAUGAUGGCAGCUUCAAGAUUGUGUAUGUGGAGGAAAAAGCCAUUGGCACGCUCAUCGUCACAAAGGCAAUCAGCUCCAAUAUGCGGGAAGACAUCACACACAUCUAUAAGCACCCAGAAGGCUCAGAAGCAGAGCGGAGGGCUGUGGAGAAGGCUGCCGCCCAUGGCAGCAAACCCAAUGUGUAUUCCACCCGGGACUCUGCUGAGGACGUGGCAAUGCAGGUGGAGGCACAGGACGCUGUGAUGGGACAGGAUCUGGCAGUCUCCGUGGUGCUGACCAAUCGUGGCAGCAGCCGCCGCACCGUAAAGCUGCACCUCUACCUCUCUGUUACCUACUACACUGGUGUCACUGGGCCUACCUUCAAGGAGACCAAGAAGGAAGUGGCACUAGCCCCAGGAGCCUCGGACUCUGUGACCAUGCCUGUGUCCUACAAGGAAUACAGGGCCCACCUCGUGGACCAGGGGGCAAUGUUGCUCAAUGUCUCAGGUCACGUCAAGGAAAGUGGGCAGGUGCUAGCCAAGCAGCACACCUUCCGUUUGCGUACCCCAGACCUCUCUCUCACGUUACUGGGAGCAGCAGUAGUUGGCCAGGAAUGUGAAGUACAGAUUGUGUUCAAGAACCCCCUGCCCACCACCCUCACCAACGUCGUUUUCCGGCUUGAAGGUUCUGGGUUACAGAGACCCAAGGUCCUCAACGUUGGGGAUAUCGGGGGUAACGAGACAGUCACACUGCGCCAGACAUUUGUGCCUGUGCGACCAGGCCCCCGCCAGCUCAUUGCCAGUCUGGAUAGCCCACAGCUCUCCCAAGUACAUGGUGUCAUCCAAGUGGACGUGGCCCCAGCUUCUGGAGGCGGUGGUUUCUCAGAUGCUGGAGGUGACAGUCGCCUAGAGGAGAGCAUACCAAUGGCAUCUCGAGGUGGAGCUUAGCCCUGGGCCAGGAGCAAUGGAACUGGAAUCAGAUGAACAAGGACAUUACCCCAACAUGGGGGACCACCACAAAGCAGCUCCCCAGGCUCAGGCAGGAAGGCUGGGGCACCUGGGGAGGCAGUCGAUCUUCACCUGUGAUGAUAAUAAACUAUUGUUUCUUUUUUUUUUUUUUAAAAAAAAAAAGAUUCUAUUUAGUA